This is a messenger RNA of Naegleria gruberi, 1101 nucleotides long. RefSeq lists its product as uncharacterized. The transcript has a single exon. The record is from RefSeq and is a predicted model, not a curated record. Bases 1 to 1101 code for a protein of 366 amino acids. NCBI's taxonomy places the organism in Eukaryota, Heterolobosea, Eutetramitea, Acrasida, Naegleriidae.
AUGGAACAAGAUGAACUUCCUCAGGGCUUAGUUUUUGAUAUUGGUUCUGGUCAUACAAAAUGUGGGUUUUCAGGAGAUGAUGCUCCAAGGGUUGAUCUUCCAACAUGUUUGGGGCAAUUCAAGAAGAUGAAUGUUCUCCAGUUAGGGGAAUAUGUUGGAUCCGAUGCUUUGAGUAAGAGGGGAAUAUUGAAUAUUAGCCAUCCUUUCCAAAGAGGAUCCAUCACGAAUUUCGAUCAUUUGCAAAAGAUAUUUGCUCAUUGUUUUAAGAAUGAAUUGAGAGUAGAUCCAAUGGAUCAUCCCUUACUAAUAGCUGAUUCUCCUGUCAAUACUGUGGAAGGUAGAGAGAAAAUUAUGGAAAUUUUGUUUGAAUCAUUUGGAGUUCCUGCUCUAUAUUUUUCAGUUCAAGGUGUGAUGGCUAUGCAAAGUUCUGGAAUUGUGAGUGGAACAGUUUUGGAUUCAGGUAAAGAGCUGACCUAUGCUCUUCCUAUUUAUGAAGGAAAACCAAUUAGAAACGCUUUGCAAACAAUACCAUUCGGAGGAGGGGAUUUAACUAGAUCGUUGUAUUCACUCUUAUUGGAGUCAGGAUAUCAAAGCUACACUGCUGCAGAAAGAGAAAUUGCAGGAGAUGCCAAGAGAAAAGUCUGCUAUGUUGCUCAAAAUUAUGAAAAGGAGUUGACAGAACCAAAGACUGAAGAAUAUGAGUUACCUGAUGGAACAAUAAUGAAUGUAUCAACACUUAGAAUCAAGGCAACUGAAUUAAUGUUCCAACCUCAAUUGAUGGAUCUUGAUUUUGUUGGAGUUCACGAAUUAGUUAAUAGUUCUAUUAGAAGUUCUGAUAUUGAUAUGAGAAAGGAUUUAUUUAAGAACAUUGUUGUCUGUGGAGGAAAUACAAUGUUUCCAGGAUUUAUUGAAAGAUUCAACAGGGAAUUUUCAAACUUGAUUCCCUCAAGUGUCGAAUGUAAAGUGAGUGAGAAACCUACCAGAAAAUACUCCUCAUGGAUUGGAGGAUCUAUAUUUUCUUCCAUGUCCACCUUCCGAGAAGUUUGGUUAGACAGGCAUGAAUAUGAAGAUUUUGGAAAGAAUGUUUCUAGAUUUUUGUAA